ACCGGAAAGACCUGCACGCUGCCCACUAUGGCUCAAGGUGAUAAGUUCCAGUACCUGGAGGAGACGGGCGAGGUGUUGGUGGGCUACGUCAACAGCAGCCAGCUGGAGAAAGUGAGACUGGUGAAAGAUGAGCAUCACGCUCUCUUUGACAAUCACAUAGAAACUCAAAAGAUUGUGACACCGAUUCUGAAAGAUGUGGCUGAGAUUGAAGAGAGUGCGGGCCAGAUGCUGAUGGACAUGGAGGAGGAGAAGAUGCGACAGGAGAGGGAGCUGGAGAGCCUCGGGGAGCAGCUGAGGCAGGCCACCGCCAAGAGCCAGAUGACCGACGCAGAACUGCAAUUUCUUCAGAGAGAGUUGGAGAGUCUGAGAAACGGCGAGCACGAGCUUGAGACUCUUCAGACGGAGGUGGAGGAAGACACGACCGAGGUCAUCCCGUCAGCCAUAUUUGUGGCUAAAUUGUUUUACCUCAUCACCAAGAUCAAGUGGGAAUACGACACGCAGCCCAACAUCCUGAAAGGAGUGCACUACGGCGCCGACCUGGCGACCCCCAUCAACACCGACACCUCCACGCGGUCUCGGAGCGACGUGAGCGACCAGCUGUGGGGCUUCGUCAGCACCGAGUGGUAGCCCACCUAACAUCGAAGGACUUUGAGUUGGUGUUUAAGGCGGGUGGAUAGUCUCAGUGGCCCCAAACGUUGUUUAUUUCCCCCCUAACCACAGCAAGAUCCGCAGAUGAAUGAUCGUUCGAGGUCCUCAUUUUCGGUCAUUUGACCGGGAACGACUCCUCCACCGCGAGAUGGACCUUGGGCACUUCCUGUUUCUGGAGAGAGAUCGUUGUCUCCCUCUGUCUCUGUUGUGCGUCGUUUUUUUUGUUUGUCUGUACAUUUUCUUUGUUUUCUUCCGUUCAAUAGACAUAUACUGUUUUUAAAAAUAAAAUAUCUCCUUAGUAGU
Pseudoliparis swirei is the source of this 951-nucleotide messenger RNA. It is a transcript of the gene spc24, whose product is annotated as SPC24 component of NDC80 kinetochore complex. The record is from RefSeq and is a predicted model, not a curated record. Lineage: Eukaryota; Metazoa; Chordata; Actinopteri; Perciformes; Liparidae. The transcript is spliced from 6 exons. The coding region runs from base 28 to 627 and encodes 199 amino acids.